GGGAUAGUGGCGGACUUGAAGCUGGCCUCUGUCUGGGCUGAGUCCUGGGGAAUUGGACGGAGAUCUGGAAGGUGGCAGAGCGCGGUGGCUAACUGAGGGGCUACCUGGUCCUCUAGGAGGGCGGGGAAGGAUCCGAUGGUGGCACUUACUCUGCAGGAAACGGACUCAAUGUGGCGCUGGAGGGAAGUGGUUUUGGUUCCGUACGUGGUUGAGGGUCACCUUUCGCCCUGUGCCGGGGUCGGAAAAGUAUUGAUGUCUCCUAGAGCCGAGCAGCUCUUAGUGCACUGGACUCGGCGGCCUACGAGACCAACGGGAUCAGGAAAACUUAUAGGUGUAGCAACUGCUAUGUGACCAGAGGGAGCCCAGGCGCCACGGACAGUCGAGACACGCCACCAAGCAUUCCAGGACGAAUGGCAAAGUGACUGAAACUCAGUGAGAAAGACGUUAAGACUGCAAAGUCUUAAGGGGAAAGCCGACUUCCUUGAGUGCUCCCACUCUUGGCUGUCACGCCCGCGCGGAACUGACAUGGCGCCCUCUUGGCCGGAGCUUCCGGGCGGGUCCUUCCGACGGCCCCCUCGGUGAUUCCACCACUCAGCUUCCUUCCCGGCCUGCCUCGCGCCGGCCCGCCGGGCUGGGCCAGAGCAGCCAAGAUGGCCGACUUCGAGGAUCGGGUGUCGGAUGAGGAGAAGGUACGCAUAGCCGCUAAAUUCAUCACCCAUGCACCCCCAGGGGAGUUUAAUGAAGUAUUCAAUGAUGUCCGGCUACUGCUUAAUAAUGACAAUCUUCUCAGGGAAGGGGCAGCACAUGCAUUUGCCCAGUAUAACAUGGAUCAGUUCACACCUGUGAAGAUAGAAGGCUACGAAGACCAGGUGUUAAUUACAGAGCAUGGUGACCUUGGUAACAGCAGAUUUUUAGAUCCAAGAAACAAAAUUUCCUUUAAGUUUGAUCAUUUACGGAAAGAAGCAAGUGACCCGCAGCCAGAGGAUGUGGAUGGAGGCUUGAAGUCUUGGAGGGAAUCGUGUGACAGUGCUCUAAGAGCCUAUGUGAAAGAUCAUUAUUCCAACGGCUUCUGUACUGUUUAUGCUAAAACUAUAGAUGGGCAACAGACCAUUAUUGCAUGCAUUGAAAGCCACCAGUUUCAACCCAAAAACUUCUGGAAUGGUCGCUGGAGAUCAGAGUGGAAGUUCACCGUCACACCACCUACAGCCCAGGUGGUUGGAGUGCUCAAGAUUCAGGUUCAUUAUUAUGAAGAUGGCAAUGUUCAGUUGGUUAGUCAUAAAGAUGUGCAGGACUCAGUAACUGUUUCUAAUGAAGUCCAAACUGCCAAGGAGUUUAUUAAAAUCAUAGAGAGUGCAGAAAAUGAAUAUCAGACAGCAAUUAGUGAAAAUUAUCAAACUAUGUCAGACACCACGUUCAAGGCCUUGCGCCGGCAGCUUCCAGUUACCCGCACCAAAAUCGACUGGAACAAGAUACUCAGUUACAAGAUUGGCAAAGAAAUGCAGAAUGCUUAAAGGCCAUCUGUAGGAGUCUCCAGUACAUGGAAAGAAAAGGAUUCAACACCGGUGUGGUCAUAUGAUAAAUAACGUGAUUUAUAAACAAACAAGAGUGAUAUUUUGCUAGUUAACAAAGUUAACAGAUCUUCUAGCCUCAUGGAAUACUGUUGAACCUACAGCACUGUCUUGAUUCUUUCGUGUGUGUGUGUGUGUGUGUGUGUGUGUGUGUGUGUGUGUGUGUGUGUUCUCUGCUUUGUAAUUUUCUGUUAUCACUAUAUCUACUUGUAAAUCUUUUUUUUUUAAUUCUGCUACAUUUAAUGUCAAAGAGAUAUAUCCUGAAGUCAUUUUACUGUUUAGAAACUUUCCUAGCCAUGAAGUCCUAUGACUGGUUUUUACAGAGUAUCUAUCUGUUGAGUACUUUUUACCCCUAUGCUUUCAAGCACGUCCAGUACUUUGGUGGCUUUUAGUGAUCCACCAAUUGCUAAAGAGGCUAUGCUACCAAGAGCUAAGUUGACAAUACACUCCUUCUCUGUCUGAUUGCUUGAUCAUUUAUAGCAUCUCACAAUUGUAGCUUUCAGAUUUGGAUUGGGGCUUUUGGGGUCCAUGUUGGGAGGCAAAGGAAGUUUCCUGGAAAUUCCAUGGCAGCAGCUUCUCUGGGGAUUUGUUUUUAAAUCCAAAGACUUGAACCACAUCCCCUGCACAUGAAUGUUUGCUUAUUUUCAUUUUCUCAUUGUCUCCUCCCAUCUAGUUCUCUUGUAACCAUGGAUGUCUGUAGGAAGAACAGCUUAGAAAAAAGCAUUGAGAAACCAGGGUUGUCAAUCACAUAGGUCUGUUUUCUUCAGUGGAAAGAAGUAAAUGAUGCGUGAUCACUAGAAAGCUGGAGUGGUGUGGUCACACAAUCUGGUGAACCUCUGCUCUUCUGUUAAAAACCAGCCUCCACCUUAAUCUCUCCUACCCCACUCCAAUAGUCUGAGCAUUGUUUAGGCCCUAAUGCUGGCCUUUGUCUCUCAGUGAAUAAAACUUAUGCCUGUUGCAUAUCCUUCCUCUCUAGGCCCUAGCCCUAAGUUCUGUUUGUCAGUAGAGUUCAUUUUUAUUGUAAAGGUCACAGGUGCUUUACUACUUUGCAGGGGAGUUAGAUGUAGCCAGCCCUGAAGCUUUGCUAUAAGAAUUGUCACAAAUAGACUCCCCCCCUCCCCCCAAGUUCUACUAUGUUUAAAUGUGUGG
This is a messenger RNA of Arvicanthis niloticus (Nile rat), 2717 nucleotides long. It is a transcript of the gene Capza1, whose product is annotated as capping actin protein of muscle Z-line subunit alpha 1. Gene Ontology annotation, molecular function: actin filament binding. Gene Ontology annotation, biological process: barbed-end actin filament capping; actin cytoskeleton organization. The record is from RefSeq and is a predicted model, not a curated record. Gene Ontology annotation, cellular component: F-actin capping protein complex; cortical cytoskeleton. NCBI's taxonomy places the organism in Eukaryota, Metazoa, Chordata, Mammalia, Rodentia, Muridae.